Messenger RNA from Pelobates cultripes (western spadefoot toad), 282 nucleotides. Lineage: Eukaryota; Metazoa; Chordata; Amphibia; Anura; Pelobatidae. The record is from the annotation of a GenBank genome assembly.
AUGGAUGGGUUUCUAACCCCCGCAACGAGCACUCACCACGAGGCAGCGGGCGCCACUCUGGCCAACUCACCGACCCGCUCACUGACAUUGGACGACGGCGAACCCACACUGGCAGACAUCAGUGCCGACAUCCGCGCCCUAGCUGCUAAUAUGGUGACUAAAGAUGACCUCCACAGCCUCUCUGACACCCUGCAUGCAGCAAUCUGCACAGAGACGACCGUGCUCAGAGCGGACAUAUCAGCGCAAGACAACAGGCUGCAGCUCCUGGAAACUGCCACAUAG